ACCACCAUGCUUCACAUCAUGAUGCUGCCACCACCAUGCUUGACAAGAACAACAGGAAGACAGUUGGAAUUAAAAAUAAAGCUAAAGCAAAAAGGCAAAAGACAGACAAAUACAAAAUCACAGUAUAAAUAAAUGCAAAGUCAGAAAAGCAAUGAAAGCUUUAAUAAGAAAUCAAAAAUCCCUACAUCGCAUCAAAGCAAGUCUACAAAAAUGGGUUUUAAGAAGAGAUUUAGUAGAAUAUGUAAACAUAACUACUUCAUUUUCCUCCAAAAAGAUCAUUUUAACUUGGUUAAAGGGGAGCAGCCAUCCUUGAACUCCACUUAUCAGGUAUUUAUAAUGCCGUAUUCAGAUCCUCCUACAGGAAGUUUUACCACAAAUAACACAUUGACGCGUGUGAAUAUUGGUUUGUUUCGCAAAAUCUAAAAGAAAUUCAGCUUUAAUUUUUAUUUUUUUAAAUGUAUUUAUGAUCUAUGGCAUUAUAACUUUGGUAUACUGCACAGAAGGCAUUUUUGAGUUCGUUCUCCUUCUAGUCAUGUUGGUUCUGUUUCCGUAGAGGUGUUUAAGAAGAGAUACUGCACUGAAAAAUGAGCCCACAGUGAAUGAAAACGUGGCAGCAAAAGCAGCAAAAAACGUUUUAGAAGUUUGAAAUAAAUGUUUGUCCUCUGAGAUUUUCUUUUUUUACAUUUUAAUAAUUGCCUUAAUUAUAAAAGUCGUGACGUCAUUAUUGGAGUCAUGACCGCAGGUGUUUUUUUUUUUUUUUUUUUUUUUUUUUUUCUGCGUUACUUUUUCAGGGGUCGUCCUGCGGAAGGUAAACAAAUGGACACGGCGGCGGUUUGCGGUAAAAACAUGAGAAAUGCGACCGAGCGGCGCCGAGUGAAGCGAUUAAAAUGCCCGGACAGAAGAGGAGAUACAACGUACGCUUCCCUCCGAGGCGCAUCAAGAAGAUCAUGCAGAAGGACACGGAGGUCGGUAGGAUCGCGAUGGCUGUUCCUGUGAUCAUCUCUCGAGCCUUGGAGAUGUUCCUGAAGUCUCUGCUGACUAAAACCUGCCUGAUCACUCAGUCCAAGCUGAGCGCCGUCAUCUCCAUAGCUCACAUGAAGCAGUGCAUCGAGUCAGAGAAGCUCUUCCACUUCCUCAAAGAUCUGGCAGAAAGAACUUCGACUACGGCGGCCCAGAAGGACAACAGAGGGAUGAACGUUUGGCCGUUAUACAGGAACAAACGACACGAAAUUUGUGCCAAAAAACCUCCCGAAGCUGCAGAAACGUCUCUGGACAACGACAGCAGCUCCAGUGAAUCGGAGCUUUACAUCUGUUUAUAACCAGCGGAAAUGGCAUCGAUUCGUUUAUUUUCUGUUUGACAGGGAAAAAAAGUGACAUUUAUGACUAAAAUGUUCAUAUUUAAAGUGUUUAGAGGGAAAAAAAAUUUAAGUUUUGUGCUUUGUUGUAAAGAAAUAGUUAAUUUUGAGGCUAAAUUCGUUUUUUUGUUGUUAGUUUUCAGCACAGAAAUCUAAAUAAAUCUUGAAUUUUUAGUUGAUAAAAGUUUGUUUGGAUGUAAAAUUAUAGUUUUUUCUUGUUGUAUUUUUAAACCUGUGCAUCUUUUCUUUUGUUCUUUUUUUUACUGUAGUUCGAUGUUUUUUUUUUUUUUUGGUUGUUUUCCAGUAAGAUAAAAGGAUCUUUAAAACUUUCACUUGUAAAUUAAUGUUUUAAAGACAGAAAACACUGAAAUGAAAAUAAAUAACGUGUGAAUAAAUAAUUUCACUCAGAUGAAGAAUAAAAAGCAGCACAAGAGAAACAAACAGAUGUGUUUUCAAAUAUGUUGCCGUUUGAAUGAGGAUAUUCCAGUUUUUGCUGCAUUUUUCUUUAUUUGUUGAAACUUUUCUAUAUUUUUGUUGUUUUCCAGGAAGAAAAGAUUAAAAAACUAAUAGUGCCCUGCACUGAUCUUUAAAAACAAACUUGUUAUUUAAAGACAGAACAUUUGCUGUCAGAUAAAUGCAGUAAAAACUGGAAAAUUUUGCUCUGAAAUGUCAUGAAAGUGUAAAUUAACAACAUAGAAAUCCUAAGGGGGAGGAACAAGUACGUCAAAAUGGUACUAAAGUAUAGUACUUGAGUAAAUGUACUUAGUUACUUUCAACCACUGAGUAAAAUCUUCAUAUUUAAGUAGCAGUACAACAGAAAAAGUACAAAUAUUCCCUCUGAAAUACGAAGCAUAAAGUAACAAAAAUUGCAAAUAUUUGAGUAGAAGUACCUCAAAACUGUACUUAAGCUUAGUUUACUUAUUACACUUUUACUUGAGUAAAAGUAACUAACGCUGUCAGAUCAAAUGUAAUGCAGUAAAAAGUAGAAUAUUUUUGCUCUGAAAUGUAGCAGAGUUAAGGUAAAAAGUAGAAUAAAAUGGAAAUACUCUAAUUAAGUACGUCAAAAUUGUACUUAAGUAUAGUACUUGGAUAAAUUCAGUUACUUCCAAUAAGUGAGUAAAAGGAUGGUCUGUGUUCACGUUUUUACUCGAGUAAAAGUAACUAAAGCUGUCAGAUAAAAUAUAGUGGAGUAAAAAGUAGAAUAAAAUGGAAACACUCAGGUAAAGUAUGUCAAAAUUGUACUUAAGUAUAGUACUUGGGGAAAAUUACUUGGUUACUUUCAACAAGUGAGUAAAAUGACAGUCUGUGUUCACAUUUUUACUCAAGUAAAAGUAACAAGCUGUCAGAUCAAAUGUAAUGGAGUAUAAAGAAGAAUACUUUGCUCUGAAAUGUAGCAGAGUUAAGGUAGAAAGUGGAAUAAAGUGGAAAUACUCGAGUAAAGUAUGUCAAAAUUGUACUUAAGUAUAGUAUUUGAGUAAAUUUACUUAGUUCCUUUCAACCACUGGGUAAAAUCUUCAUAUUAACAUGACAGUACAACAGAAAAAGUACAAAUAUUUCCUCUCAAAUGUGAAGUAUAAAGUAGCAAAAACUGCAAAUACUCGAGUACAAGUACCUAAAAGUAUGCUUUAGGCAAGUACUUGAAGAUGUGUUUAAAAGACCAAAAAAAACUCUUAAAACUGCUUUUUUUUGCUUUAAAUGCGGCAAAUUAAAGCAUUUCUUGCACCCUAAUGUGAAUUUAAACACAAUCUUGGUGUUUAAAACUAAAAUAUAAAAGCUGACGUCAAUAUUUAAGGUGUUUUGGGAUAAAAAUACUUAAAUUUUGUGCAACACUGGAUAUUUGCUUAUUAAAUCGCUUAUUUUUGUGGAUAAAUUAGCUGUUUUUGUUUGUGUUUUGUAAUUGAACUAUGUUCCUGUUUAAAUAAUUUUGCUUUAUGAAAUGUGUUUUGUGAGAAUUUGUAAUACUUUUUUUCUGAACUUUGAUCACAUUUGAUGAAACUUUUCUCUAUUUUUGUUGUUUUCCAGUAAGAAAACACUAAAAUAAAAUGUGAGCUGCAUCGAUUUUUCAAACCAAACCUGUAAAUUAACGUUUCAAAGACAGAAAAACACAAAUGAAAUGAAAAUAAAUAACGUGACGGCAGCUCAGAAAAUAAUGAAUUUUCAGUUUUUGUUUGUUUCAUAGCUGAAUUAUGUUGCUGUUUAAAUGACAAUUUUCCUUUUUGAAAUUUUUUGAGCAUUUUUAAUACUUUUCUGAAAUGUGAUCACAUUUGAUGAAACAUUUGUUCAUUUUUAGAAAGAAAAGACUAAAAUGAAAUGUGACCUGUAUCGAUUUCCCAAACCAAACUUGUAAAUUAAUGCUUCAGUUGAAUUUGAAAGGCUUUUUUCUGCUUUAAAUUCUGUAAAUCGAAGCAUUUUUUUGCAUCCUAAUGUGAAUUUAAAUACAAUCUUGGAGUUUAAUACUAAAAUCUAAAUUCUGACGUCAAUAUUUCAGGUGUUUUGGGAUUGAAAAAAAAAUGUUUAAAUUAUGUGCAAUGCUGGAAAUUUACCAAUUAAAACACUUAAUUUUGUGGAUAAAUAAGGUUUUUUGUUGUUCGAACCAUUAGUUUGCAGCUCAGAAAAUGAUUUAUUUAGUUUAAGCACAUCUAACAGCAGCUGUGUGUAACUGAAUUAUUUUGCCGUUUAAAUGAUUAUUUCCCAUUCUGAAAUAAUAUUUUGAAGCAUCUUUAACACUGUGCAUAUUUGUUUUGCCUUUUUUUAAUGUAGUUUGACCACAUUUGAUGAAACUUUUUUCUAUUUUUUGUUGUUUAAAAUGUGACCUGCAUCGAUUUUUCAAACCAAACUUGUAAAUUAACGUUUCAAAGACAGAAAAACACUGAAAUAAAGUGAAAAUAAAUAACGUGGCGGAGAAUAAAAACAGUAGAGGAGCGUACAGGGAUCGAUUUAUUCCAAGAAACUAAUCUCUUUACACGGCGGUGGGAUGAAAUGAGGAAUAAAUAGAUGCUUUUUUUUCUGUUCUGAGAGUUUUUUUCGCUUUUUUCUUUUACUGGAAAUGUACAGUUUGAAGCCAAAUGAAGCAAAACGUCUGUAGUUGCUACGCUGCGACCUGCGAGAGGAAACACUUCCGCUGGAGGUCUGAGAAAAGACGCCGCCGGCUUCGUGAUGCGGAUGGAAAUCAAGUGUGAAUGGAUAAAAAUGCUGAAAGUUACAGUACUGCUGAGGAUCCUCCGAAAUGAAACAUGCAUCUGGGCUGAAAGCGUCGUCACCACGGAAA
Amphiprion ocellaris (clown anemonefish) is the source of this 4623-nucleotide messenger RNA. Its product is annotated as dr1-associated corepressor. Gene Ontology annotation, cellular component: negative cofactor 2 complex; nucleus. Lineage: Eukaryota; Metazoa; Chordata; Actinopteri; Pomacentridae. Gene Ontology annotation, molecular function: protein heterodimerization activity; core promoter sequence-specific DNA binding; RNA polymerase II general transcription initiation factor activity. The record is from RefSeq and is a predicted model, not a curated record. Gene Ontology annotation, biological process: transcription by RNA polymerase II; negative regulation of transcription by RNA polymerase II; positive regulation of transcription by RNA polymerase II. Bases 888 to 1319 code for a protein of 143 amino acids. The transcript has 6 exons.